Schizosaccharomyces octosporus yFS286 is the source of this 2757-nucleotide messenger RNA. RefSeq names its product hira protein. The record is from RefSeq and is a predicted model, not a curated record. Gene Ontology annotation, cellular component: HIR complex; nucleus. Gene Ontology annotation, molecular function: nucleosome binding; protein binding. NCBI's taxonomy places the organism in Eukaryota, Fungi, Ascomycota, Schizosaccharomycetes, Schizosaccharomycetales, Schizosaccharomycetaceae. Gene Ontology annotation, biological process: regulation of DNA-templated transcription; DNA-templated transcription; chromatin remodeling. The coding region runs from base 1 to 2757 and encodes 918 amino acids. The transcript has 5 exons.
AUGAAAAUUCAUAAAAUCCCAUGGUUAGGACAUUUCGAUGAUCGCGGGCAUAGAUUAUCCAUUUUCUCUGUUCAUGUACACCCAGAUGGAUCAAGGAUUGCUACUGGUGGAUUAGAUGGCACUGUCCGGAUAUGGUCAACCGAAGCAAUACGUUUAGCGGACGGAAAUGAGGGAUUAGAAGUUCAUAAACAGCUUUGCUGUAUGAGCACGCAUACUGGUACUGUAACUUCUGUUCGUUUUAGUCCUAAUGGACAAUAUCUUGCUUCAGGAAGUGACGAUCGUGUAGUAAUUAUCUGGCACAAGGAAGAUGUAAUCCCUGGUAUCGGUCCUACUUUCGGUUCCAAUGAGACUCAUAUUGAAAAUUGGCGCAGCUAUCGUCGUCUUUUAGGGCAUGACAACGAUAUUCAAGACAUUUGCUGGAGCUACGAUAGUCAGUUAUUCGUUAGUGUUGGCCUUGACAGUUCCAUAAUUGUUUGGAAUGGAACCACGUUCGAGCGUCUCAAAAGAAUUGAAGCACAUCAAAGCCACGUGAAGGGAAUAACUUUCGAUCCAGCUGGGAGGUACUUUGCUACAGAAAGCGAUGAUCGUACAAUCAAAGUUUGGCGUGUAAGUGAUUUUGCACUCGAAAAGACUAUAUCCGAACCGUUCAAUAACUCUCCGCUCUCUACAUAUUUUCGAAGACCUUCAUGGUCUCCAGAUGGAAAACAUAUUGCUGCUUCUAAUGCUAUGAACGGACCCGUAGGAUGUGUUUCGAUCAUUGAAAGAGGAACUUGGACCAGUGAUAUUAAUUUGAUAGGACAUGAAGGACCUGUCGAGGUAACCUCUUUUAAUCCGAAGUUGUUUAAGGACAAUAAUGAGAAGCUCGUUUGCAUUUUGGCUUGUGGUGGACAAGAUCGUUCUUUAAGUAUUUGGACUAGUGCGACGUCGAGACCAAUGCUUAAUUGUCAAAAUGUAUGUCAAAAAAGUAUUGGAGAUGUUUGUUGGUCACCUGAUGGUUUGAGUCUGUAUCUUUGUUCUUAUGAUGGUACACUUCUCGUUUGUACAUUUGAGGAACAUGAACUUGGUCAAAUGGUCAGUGAUGAAGAGAUUGCAAAGACUUUGGCAAAGUAUGGUCACGGUAGACAUGGAAUAGUUCUACCAGAGUCUUCAAAACAACUAUCUCUCGAAGAAUCAGCUGAAAAUGCUAAAUCUAUAUCCAAGAUAAACAAUCAAGAGCCUGCUCCUUUACCCUCAGAAAUUUCGUCAACCCCUCUAAAGAAAAAUGAAAUUGAUAAUCAUAAUACACCGUCAAUCAACGUUGAAACAGUACCCAAGGUAUCGAACCCAUCUCCUAAAAAAGCACCUAAUGUCGAGAAAACUACAGCUGAGACUCCAUUAAAGAACACCCAAAAGAUUACAAUUACAAAAGACGGAAAGAAACGCGUUGCUCCUCAAUUAUUGACAACAUUACAAGCAGUACCUAGUACAUCACGUUUGCCAUCGACUCAACUGCAACAAAGCAGUGCUCCUCAUCUUCCUCCUCAGCAACUUUCUCAUCCUGUAAACUCUAUACCCAAGGGUGGUGUACCGAUUCUAGUAGUCGGGCCUAAACAAAAACCAACGGAAGACCCUAUUACGGGAGAACAGAUUGAAACAGAAGAAAGCAACACAGCUAGCGUUAAUGCAUUUCAGGAUUUUCUUCCGAAUGCUAUAGACAGAAUCACAGCCAUGCCUGCAGGUGAACUCAAAAUUCCUUCCCUGAGAGCUGUUGUGGUAUCAUCGAUAGAUAAUCUUAGUCGGUAUACCUUGGAGGUUAAAAAUGGAAGCAAUGAAAAAAAUCCAUCUCGUAUUGUGGUUUUAGAAAAUGGAAACACAAAAUGGAUGGAUUAUCUGCCACGUCCAGUUUUACUGUCUACUGGUAGCCUACAUUUUUGGGCAGUCGCCUGUGAUGAUGCAUCUCUACAUGUUUAUUCUCUUACGGGAUCAAGACUACUUCCUCCGGUUAUGGUGGAUUCGAAACCAGUAUUUUUAGAGUGCAACAACAAUUUCCUUUUUUGCAUCUGUUCUAACGGAAUGACUCACGCUUGGGAUAUCCCUAAUAAAAAGGCUUUAUUUGGUUCUUGUUCUUUAGCUCCUGCCUUAGAUUCGGCGACUCAACUAAAAAGUGACGAACCUCAUAUAGUACCCCAUAUCAUUUCAGCUAACAUAAGUCGCGAAGGCGUUCCAAGCAUCAGCUUAUCUACAGGACAAACAUUUGUGUAUUCUAGCCUCAUGCUUUCUUGGCAAAGAGUCAGUGAUCCCUGGUGGGCAUUUGGCAGUAAGCACUGGGAUUCCAAUGGAAUAGAAAACAAAGACAGGCCCUUGCGGUUUUAUGAACAACAGACAAAUGACACACUAAUGGAAAUGGGAAGAGGAAAAUUUCUACACAAAAUGGUUGAGGAUUUUACACACGAAGAGGGCUAUGAAGACUUUGAAAGGGUCAUGACGAUAAAUCAUUUGGAACAUAGAAUUUCAGCUGCACGUUUGCUAAAUCUAAGUGAUGAGUUUUUGGAAACUAGUGAAAGCUACUGUAAACUUUUAAUGCAAAGUGGAUGUUGGAGUAAGAUGGAAGAGUUCUUGGACGAAGUUUACGCUGAUACAAAAAUUACAAAUUUACUAUCUGGAAAAGAGCUGGUUGCGAAAAUUCUUGUGGCUCUUCGGCAACUUGUACAAACUGAUGCGGAAUUCGAGCGCGUAAAUAAAACCAUUCAAAAGUACCCUACUUAUUCACUACUUUAA